CCUCUAGCCGCGCAGCUCUUGGACAGAAUGGCGGCUCUUUUGGAAUCUCUCCUUGUGAAGAAAGCGGAUAUUAAAACAGUCUUGGACUGGCUCACGAAUGCUAAGCACGAUGACAGCCUGGCAAUCAGUGAACCUGCCUUGACGGUUUACAAACAAGAAUUUGUCCCUUUUCUGUUAAACUUCCUGAGAGAGCAGAGCAGCCAGGCACUAACUCAUGGCCCUGCCACUCCUGCAAAGACCCCUAGUCGCCCCAGACCCACUGCACAGUCCCAGGGCUUUACUGACAGAAGGGGCUGCAGAUCUGCUGGUGGUGGUGCUGGUUCUCGGAGUGCCAGCCGUGUCCAGCUGUUUUCUCCUGCCUCCUCUGUGUCACCUGGAAAUGAUUGGGAUGCUUCUGGGCAAUCUGGGUCACACUGUCUAAGUGGGAUCAGUGCCUUCAGCAGCCCCUCUUUCACUACAACAUGGAGCCCCGCUUCCAGGCCUUCAGGCUCUGAACGUCGGCCUGGACAUAGGAUCAGUCUGGGGGACUACAUGGUUUCUCCUCCUGAGCAUCAGCACAGCCCAAAUGUCCAGCCUCAAAAGGGUCGCAGGAGAAGUGGAGGCAGCACGGCAGUGGUGGGACAAGGGAGACAUGGAGGAGGGCGAGGGGGGCAUCACAGUGAUGACACUGGACGCUGGGAGAGUGGGAUGAGGAGGUCAGGUAGAGGAGGAGGGCACAGUAGGAUAAGCGAGCAGGUGUCACCUCCAUCAGUGGGGCAGCUCAACUUCGGCAACUUAGAGGAGUUUCCUCCAGUUGGGACGUCACCACUUUCCCCAGCGGCAUCCAAACCAUCACGGAGAAUAAACCCAACACCAGUUGGUGCAGAGCGACCACACUCAAAGCCAAAGACCUGCUUCACCUCCACACCAUUCAGCAAACCAUCAACUCCCCCUUUAGUUUCAGAGGCAGCUGAGGGGUUGAUGACAGUGGGAAGUCCUCUCAGCCUGCAUGAAGAGAGGGAGCUACUAAAGCGGGAAAAGACAAGGCUUGCCCAGCAGGUUGGCUCUCCUCUGCCAACCUCUCUGGACCCCAGCACACCGACCAAGACGGGGCUCAGGAUUGGAUCUAAAGCCACUCCAGAUCUGCAGACACCCUGUCCUGAACCAUCCAAAGUCAUCUUUUCUUUGGAACUAGACCUCCUGGCAGAGCUGUACUGUACCUGCAUCUCUGAAAACCUUGUGCCAAACAUUUUCUUGGAGCUUUUCUUUGUGAUACAGUUACUGACGUCUCAGUCUCCUCACAAUCACGAUGAUGAUGAGCAGGAAAGUUUGUGUGCAGGGAAUUCAGAUGUACUUGAGAAGUGUUACCUACGACAAGUACACAACUGCGUGUAUUUUGCGGUGAAGGUACUAGAGAAUCAGUUUCAGUUGGUUGCUCAUUUGGACAAGUGUACAUUGCGUCUGCUGGCAGAGAAUGAACGGGUGGCAUCUUUUUCUCCGGAUCUCAGGAACCGUCUGACUCAGGCCCAAGACAAAAGCACAGCCAAGCUCUCUCCUUCAGUUUCCACUUUCAUCCAUUCAGUCCCAUUCCAGCCGGCCACUGACAAUCGGUCCAAUUUUGGUAGUGACAAGGCCUUUCACACCUUUAAAAAACAGAGGGAUAUUUUUUAUGAGGUAUUACGAGAAUGGGAAGACUUUCACAAAGAGCCAGGGUGGAACUUUGACUCUGCCCUUGGAAGUAGAAUAAGAGGAAUUAUGAGUCAGCUGACUUCUGCAGGAAACCAUUCCCACUUUUCCCGUCUCUUCCUUAAGCAGCUUGUUCAGAUGUGUAAAGGCCCUUGUGUGAACAGCUCUCCUGGAGAUACUCCUGAUGCUGACCUGCUAGGCAUGCUGGGAGCAGACAGCCUGGGGCGCCUCAAACGCCUCGAGGAGCGUCUCAUUCAGCCUCAUGGAGUCGCAGGUCCCUGCCCUCCUCCUUCCUUUCCUGGUCAUCAGGAGUUCUUCAGGGAUUUUCUACAGACAGCCAGCUGCUGCCAGCUGAACCAGCAUUUGCAGGACAGCCUGUGUCAGCAGCUCCUCCAGCUGGAUGAGGUGUCCAUCAUUAGCCCUAAAGCUUCCAUUGGAGAGGGCGAGGAGGAGGGAGAGGGUGAUAUGGAGCAGCAGGAUGAGAAGCAGAGGUUCACAUCAGUGCUGCUUCUUGCUCGUCUUCUUGCCAAGUUUCUUGGAUUUAUUUCCUUUCUACCUUACCAAACAACUGAGAGACCGUCCAGGGAAAUACAGGAGACUGCUAUAGAGCUGCGCAGCAAGAGUGUUCCUGUGCUGGAUGUGUGUGCAGUCCUGAGUAACAGUAUGAAAAGAAGGCGCACCAUCCUGACAGUGCCCUGGCUGGUGGAGUUUCUCUCCAUGCUUGACUUCAUUGGUCCUCUUUUGCUCUGUUAUAGAGCUGUGUUGGGCACAUUGCUUUUACUGUACAGGAGAAUGUUGCUGGGCAGAUGUGGAGAAAUGUGUUACCUGAACAAGCUGCUCAUGGUUUCUGUGUUGGGCUGGCUUUUUCAAAUUCCAGUGAUCCCUGAGGACAUUUUCUUCACUAAUGAUUUCACUGAGAUGGCUAAGCUGGAGGACAACAUUACAAGUGCUGCAGGGCUUGAUGGCAUUCCUUUGGUGGAUCAGCAGCUUCUCUAUAUAUGCUGUCCAUUUCUCAGUGAGUUUCGUAAGCUUCUCGCUGCUUUUGUGUCUGGAAGUACUGCCAAAAGUGGAGGAAUCAUUCGCAAGAUCACUCCCACUUCUGCUGAGCUCAGGGAUACGCCGACCACCAACAGAUCGCAGCAGAAACUGCAGGUGGAUCUCGAGCAAGCCUUCUUCCACAACCAGCCACCGUCGCUGCGCCGCACAGUGGAGUUUGUGGCAGAGAGAAUUGGAUCCAAUGCCGUCAAACAUAUGAAGGCAACAUUAGUGAGUGAGCUGGUGGAUCGUGGGGAACAGAUGCUGAAAGGCGGCCUGGAGUCACCAAACUCAAACCCUUCCAAACUGAAUGAGUCCAUCUGUGCUCAGCUGUGCGUCGCGGGGUUGGAGGCGCUAGCAAGGGCUACCAGAUUUUGCAGUGAGAAAAGUCCUGAAGCCAUACGAAUUCUUCUCCCUGAAGAGACCUCCUCCACUGUCUUGACCACAUCGGAAAACAUCACCAAACGCCUCGCAACAGAAAAGGCCUGCAGCUGGCUCUCUGCAAACAUCACAGCCCUAAUCAGACGAGAGUGGAAGAGCAGGUAUGACCGUGUGAUGAAGGCGGUGGGAAGCCCACCGGUUCCAGACUCCGGUGAUGUGGUCGAGCUGGUCAUUCAGGAGCAGUCAACUACACCUAAGAGGAAACAAGGAAGUGAGAGAGUGACAUCCUGCCCUCCACACUGCAGCCACAGUGCUUCACUGCCCUCUGACGUCCUCAUAGAGAUGAAGGAGUUGCUGAGUGUCGCAGUCGGCCCCAGGACUGAUGAGGAGCUGCCAACUGGUUCUCAGAUCAAUACGCUGCUACAGAGAGUGGGAGAAACACUGGCUUGCAGGAAGUAUUCAACUGCAGUGUCAGAGCAGAUGCUGGUGAACUGCACUGUCCUACUGGCCUGCAAACUGGUGUCUGCAGAGCUGCCGGUGCUGCCUCCAUCAGGGUGCGUCAAAGGUGACAGGGUUGUUGUGGGUCCUGGUUCAGGGUCAGAGCCUCCUGUCAGAGCACUGCUGGAGCAGCUUGUUGAGCUAUGGGAAGGAGACUGUUGUUCCUCUGCCCCCCUCCACCUUCUAUUUACCCCCCUCACCGUCACUGCUGUGCUGAAGGCAAGCGACACUGAAUGGAACAACUACCUUUUCCUGGUCAGAAAGCUGGUGGAUAAAGACGUCCUGAGCAAAGAAGAGGUCAUAUCUCAUUGGAAGAAGUUAACAAACGUAGCCUUGCCAGCGGAGCUGAUAGAAAAUUUUCAGCUGCAGUCACAGGGUAUUAAGCCACAGUCGCCUCUGGCUGAGUUGCAAAGCCAUCUGGACAUGCUGCAGGUGUCCCAGCAGACAGUAGAGGGUGCUACAUGACAAUAAUAUUAUGCCCAUGGAAACCAGAGCACCUUUUCUGUGAUCCCCUCAGUGUUUUAUACCAGUUCUGUCAGUGUGGUACUCAAGAAAGAGAGACCAUUUGGAUGAGUUCCUGUUGUUUACUAUUUCUGAGUUUCUAAUGCACAGCACAUCAGAGCUGUCCCACAGUUGGUCUCUGCACACACUCACGAGCCCGAGACUUUUGGUAUUCACCUGUGCAGUUGGAGCAGCCUUUUAUGAAUCUCUCUUUGGUAAGGUGCCAGUGUAAAAACAAGUGAAGCCCUGCCAGUCAGGGGAGCAUGGGACCACAUAAACUCAGACUUUAUACAUGUUGAACUUUGUAUCUGUUUCUGUCUGAUGGGAGUACUUGUAGAUUAAAUAGUCAAGACUAUAACAAAAAAAAUAGCAAAGAUAGAAUAUGCAAUUGUAUAUUUUUGUUGUUUGUAGUAUUAAACACAUGUAGCUCUUAUGCAUUUAUACUCCUAUGUAUGAUGCCCCUGUAAAAGCCAUAGUCCAGACUACCCCUUAAAAUAGACAGAAAAUGUUGAUUUUAAAGACACUCUUGAAAGAAUUGAUGUCUUAAAUUUAGUAAAGCACUUUCACACACUGCCUUUGACCACCAAUACUAGUGACUGCAUGUUAAUUUCAUGAAUGCCAGACUGCGUUUGUGAUUUGUUUUUGUUCAUGUUGAACGGCUUCUGUAUUUCCUGCUGCUUUUAAAAAUGAAAUAUUUUUAUGUUGCCAAAAUGAAAUAAUAAAGAUUUAAUCUGCCUUGAGGUUGUACUCAUGAUU
Messenger RNA from Cheilinus undulatus (humphead wrasse), 4836 nucleotides. It is a transcript of the gene cdan1, whose product is annotated as codanin 1. The record is from RefSeq and is a predicted model, not a curated record. The transcript has 28 exons. Gene Ontology annotation, cellular component: nucleus. Bases 28 to 4044 code for a protein of 1338 amino acids. NCBI's taxonomy places the organism in Eukaryota, Metazoa, Chordata, Actinopteri, Labriformes, Labridae. Gene Ontology annotation, biological process: chromatin organization.